Spirodela intermedia is the source of this 459-nucleotide messenger RNA. The record is from the annotation of a GenBank genome assembly. Lineage: Eukaryota; Viridiplantae; Streptophyta; Magnoliopsida; Alismatales; Araceae.
AUGCAGGAGGUAGGAAUUGCAUACUUUUGUAACCUUCUUGCUUCUCAGCCAAUUGAGAUCUCUGAGGAUAUACUCUCAUCGAUUCCAUCCUUAGUUACCCACCAGGAGAUCUCAUCCAUUAUGACCAUACCUACUAGGGAGGAGAUCAAAGAAAUGAUUUUCUCAAUGAGUAGAAACCGAGCACCUGGGCCUGAUGAUUUUCUAGCAGAUUUCUAUUCAACAUGUUGGGACAUCAUCGGAACCGAUUUAGUUCAUGCCAUCAAAGAAUUCUUCCGCCGCAAAGUCUUCCAACGAAAUUGGAAAGCCACCUUUAUUACACUCAUACCAAAGGUGGUCAACCCAACUUCUUUUAGAGAUUUUCGGCACAUCAGUCUUUAUAAUGUGUGCUAUAAAGUUGUAUCCAAGAUCAUUACAACACGACUGAGUGUUUUUCUUGAUAGGCUCAUAUCUCCAAAGUAG